AGGCGUCUGAUGGAAGAUCAUCUUUUCUGGUCGGUCAUAAUCAUAGUACUAGCACUUCACGAACGGCAUGCGUCGGCUCUGGCUCUGGAUCUGCAGUUACCCGCUAACAAGCAGCCUCAAUGCAUCGGGACAUCAAGAGGUAAACGAUUUAUCCUUGGCUUCAAUGAUAUAUUGAUGGGUUCAACCUUGAACCUUGCUAUCUUAGUUGUUGCAUUUAGCAAUCAGCAAACAUCAGUCACCAUCAGUAGCAAAUACCAAGUUGAAGGAAAGCCGUUUGGGGAAAGCUUUGAAAUAGAGGCUGGUGGAUUCAGACGAAUUAGCGUUCCGGUUGAGCUGAUUAUGAACGGCAACGAAAGGAGUCUCAAAGGCGUCGACGUUGCAGCUUCUAGCGAUGUUUCUGUCUACAGCCUGAUGUAUCAGCACUAUAUAACUGACGGCUUUCUUGUUAUACCUACAAACAAUCUCGGCACACAGUACGUAGUGAUGACGUCAAACCCAGUAUCUAUCUGGCGAAGUCAGUUUGCUGUGCUUGGAGCAGAAGAUUUCACUUCGGUCCAGGUUACAUUACGAGGAGCUGUUACAUUCGAAGGGCAGAGCUAUAGUCCAGGUGAUGUGUUGAGAUUUACUGUCAAUAACUUAGAGGCCGUUCAAAUCCAAGGUCAGAGUUCGGAAGAUUUAACUGGAAGUAUCAUUCAGAGUGACAAACCAGUUGCUGUGUUCAGUGGCAAUGAAUGCGUGAAUCAUCCAGGCUCAGCUUGUGACGUAGUGACUGAGCAGUUGGUACCCGUUAAGAGUUGGGGACAGAAACACAUCUACACCGCGGCCCGAAGUGACGAUGACAAUAUCUACCGGAUUGUCGCUUAUUUCAGCGAAACAAAUCUCACUAUCCCGGGAAUCGAAGACCAGUCAUUGGAACCCGGUGAAUUUUGGGAAGGGCGGCUGUCGGGUUCAGGCCUAGUUACAUCAAGUAAACCAGCUCUUAUGAUGCAACAUUUGGCUUCAAUCAAUGGUAGAACGGUCGACCCUUCAUCCAUUCAGGUCCCUGCUGAGGAACACUUUGAUUUUGUGUUUGGUUUUACGACGCCACCAAUUUCAGCAGGAGGGGGUUCUGAUGGAUUUUACAAUUUCAUUAGUAUAAUCGUUAGAAACAAUGGACGCCCGACAGUAUUUCUAAAUGGAUCUCCAAUCAACAAUAUUUCAGCAGAAUUUGACGUCCCAAACACUGACUACAUAUCACUCACAGUUCAACUACCCAGAGGAGAAGGUGUGUAUUUCGUGGAACAAACAGACCCCCAGUCGGCACCACUUUCUGUCAUUGUCUAUGGUUACGAAUUUAUCGAGACAUAUGGCUACGCCGCUGGUCUGUCUCUCCCCACCAAUAAACAAGUGCUGAGUUUGACUCCUUACUAUUUGCGAGAACUUGGUGGCGAGCUUUUUACAGUAACUGUUCCCUGUUUGCAAACAAAUGCUAUAUCUUUACAAGAUGCCAAGUGCAAAUUUGCCACUAGCCUCGGAGAUGUCCUGGUUCCUGGUGAACGCACCGACUCUUAUACUGUUAUUUGUAUCACCCCCACCUUGUACAAGAACGGACUAACACCAGUCUAUGUAUCACUUGACGAUGGUGAAUCAUUCCCGUACUCUGGCAAUGUGUACGUUGCAUCUGAAGAGGACCUUGCACCACUAGUUCAAAUCCAACAGAUGAAAUCUGAAUAUGGCAAUGGCAUCGUUGACUUAACCUUAGAUGACCCAAUUAUCAUAUCCUGGGAUCCCAAAAGUAUUGGUGAAGGCGUUUCACAUGUGACUGUUAUGACGCAAGCAACAGAUUACGACAGCGAAGGGAAUCCAGUCUUGAUGGAAGGUGUUACUGUGAAGAGCAAUGUCUCGAACAACGGAAGACUGACGAUACAUGCAAGCGAACUGGAAUCACUCACCGGUGAUGAUUUGUCACUUCAAGCAUUAUAUCUCACUCCAUCUGCCGUGCAAAAGCGAGCUAUACCAAUCGUGAUUGUAUUGGCCAGAAGAAUCUAUAAAGUUUAUAAAAUUGUGAAACGCACCUGCACAAUUUCUAAGUAUCUCUUCAAAACCACUGUUCCCACUGGACUUCCUGCAUGUCCUUGCAACACAGCACAAGCUGGUCAAGACCUGAACAUACAAGAAGCUAAUUUUGCGAAUUCCUUCUUCCAUCCGGGUGCUGAGAACUGCUACCGGUCUAUUAAUUCAUUGCCGAAUGGAGCAGGCCAACAGUGUUGUUACGGAAAAGACGGUAACAUCCUAGUAGGCCCUCCUGGAGGAGGAACAGCCGACAGGUAUGGUCCUGGUGGGUUCUGGAAUACAAUCUGGCACCAGUGGUUCGAUGUUCUUCCUUUUAUUUGUCUUUGCAAACUGUCAAACAACUGUAAGGAAUACUACAAGUACAGACCAUCUGAUGAUUGUUCUGACUACGACCCACCUCGACCGGCUGGGGGCACUGGGGAUCCCCAUUUGACAAGUCUGGAUGGCUACAAGUUCACCUUUAACGGAGCCGGGGAAUUCCUGAUGGCGUCAUCUGCAGUACAUAACUUGACCUUCCAAGCCCGUAUGGAGAGGUACCGCAACACCAACGCCUCUGUGUACACGGCAUUUGUUCUUCAAACCAAUGAUUCCUCCAAAGUCCAGGUGCAGAUGUCUAACAUGAACGAGACACUGAUUCUUGUAGACGGCGAGCCGUUGCGUCUUGACUCGAUACCUGUCAAAGUCCAACGCCUCCCGGGGGUUCAAAUCCGCUUCAACUCUGUCUUGACUAAAAUCAACAUAGCAUUCAGUGCUGGCAUUGCCGUUACCGUGAACAUUGAUACCGAUGUGAUGUCUUUCAUCGCUGAACUAGGCGCUAAGUUCCAGGGUCAGGUUCAAGGGCUUCUCGGAAACUUAAACGGAAACCCAGAUGACGAUCUUCAGUUCCCAAACGGAACCAUUUUGGAGCCCGGAUCUUCGCUUAGAGAACUUCAUGAUUUUGGCUUGGAGUGGUUGGUGGCUCAAGAGGACACCAUAUUCACCUACAUUUCCCCAUUUGACUACAGCACAUACCACUUUCCUGAGUUUUCCCCGACCUUCGAGAUUCCUGAUCUGAACCAAGUGAGUCAGGAAAUCAAGGACUUGUGUGGCGAUUCCAUUGAGUGUGUCUUUGAUGCGGUAACCACCGGCAGCCUGUCUUUCGCUAACGAGACUCUUGUGCAGGAAAGCACAAUAAGUGAAGUCCAGAAAGGGUUGGUCAAGAUUGUUAGCUGUGGCUAUCCGGGUGAUGUGGAGAAUGGGUCGGUGUCUGGGUCAAUAUAUCUUGUGAAUGCCACUGUGGAUGUAGCUUGUGAUGAUGGCUUCACCUUGACAGGAUCUUCCAGUUUGAUUUGUCUUGAGGAUGGUCAGUGGUCGUCUGAUCUCCCUGUUUGUGCUAAAGGUGGAGAGGUGGAGGGGUUAUCGUCAGGUAUCGUAGCUGCGAUUGGUCUUGGUUGCUCGCUAGCUGUACUUGUCGCAGUCGGUGGUCUUAUCUUCUUUACAAUGCAGAGAAAGUAUUCAAAAAAGGGGCGAGAAUAG
Patiria miniata (bat star) is the source of this 3567-nucleotide messenger RNA. Its product is annotated as sushi domain-containing protein 2-like. The coding region runs from base 10 to 3567 and encodes 1185 amino acids. The transcript has a single exon. The record is from RefSeq and is a predicted model, not a curated record. Lineage: Eukaryota; Metazoa; Echinodermata; Asteroidea; Valvatida; Asterinidae.